UUGCAUACUACACUGGUUUUAUAACUUAUAUUUUUGGGAUUAAGUGAAAAGUUCAAAUAAUUUUACCGACUUUCUAAUAGUGGAAUUUACCCUUUGUUAAGAUUUUUUUAGAAAUUUAACUGGAAACAGGCUUAGUUGUUUUAUUUCUAUAUAUUUGUAUCAUGUAAUUACACAUAUAUUAAAUACGUGCUUUAUUUGCGUUAAGUUUGUACACAACCAAUGCAACCCUGAGUAGGCAAAAUGGCGACGAAACUGUGAAAAGCAAAACGAAAAUCGGGGCGGACAGUGUCUUGUUGAUCUUUUGUUGAAAAAACGAAUAUUUCACAGUGAAUUUGUUGAAAACAUAAACAAAUUAGUUAAGUUGCUUUCCCAUCCACUGCACCAUUCGCAUGUGCAGUAAAGUUUAAGCUGUAAAGAUAAACAUUAUACAAUUGAAAUUUGGAACAGUCUGGCUGGAGGUACAAGAAUUAUAACCAUUCCAGAAAAAAAGCAGUUACCUACAGAAAACAACGGACUACGACUACGUUAAAUCCUACUUCCAAAGACAAGUUUAUUGAAAUAUCUCUAAACAAGAAGAAAAUACAAUGACGGAGUACAAAUUAGUGGUUGUAGGUGCUGGAGGUGUUGGUAAAUCUGCCCUUACAAUCCAGUUAAUACAAAAUCAUUUUGUGGAUGAAUACGAUCCAACAAUUGAAGAUUCUUAUAGGAAGCAAGUGGUUAUAGAUGGUGAAACGUGUCUGUUGGAUAUUUUAGAUACAGCUGGUCAAGAGGAGUAUUCAGCUAUGCGUGAUCAAUAUAUGCGAACUGGAGAGGGAUUUCUGCUCGUUUUUGCUGUUAAUAGUGCGAAGUCAUUUGAAGAUAUUGGCACAUAUCGAGAGCAAAUAAAGCGCGUAAAAGACGCGGAAGAGGUACCAAUGGUGCUGGUAGGAAAUAAGUGCGAUCUGCAAGCCUGGGCAGUUAAUAUGAACCAAGCCAGAGAGGUUGCUAAACAAUACGGCAUUCCAUUUGUUGAGACAUCCGCCAAGACACGAAUGGGCGUAGAUGACGCUUUUUACACAUUAGUCCGUGAGAUUCGAAAGGAUAAAGAGCAUAGGGGGAAAAAAGGUCGCAAACAUCAUAAGCUACCACAUCAUAAAUUCAAAUGCGAAUUGCUGUAAAUGAUCUUAUAUUAAGGCUAAACGAGGUUAGGUAACCUACACAUUCGGACAACCGGACAAUUUCAAGAACCAAAACAACAACGAAAACGAACUAAACAGACAUUCGAUAAGAGAGAUAGCCUGUGAUGAGGAGGCUGUAAAAAGAAAAAAAACAGCAACAAUAAUAGUACAGCUAGAACCGGAAAACAACAAAUAAAGCACAUAUUUUUUCAUCUAAGAAUCUGCAUAACAUUAGUAAACGCACACAUAUAAAAGUGUAAAUUUUACAAUAUGCAAAACCUUACACAGGGGCACAGACGAACUGGGAAAGUAUAAAAAAAUUAAAUGAAAACAUAAAACUAUCCAAAAUAUAUUUUGGAAGUAAAGAAAUAUGUUCAUUUGAUAUUUUUACUUUAUUUCUGCGCACAAUUUUUAAUACGUUUUUAUGUAUUCUUGCAACUGGCAUUUGACAUAAAUAUUUAUUUAAUUUCUAAUUCAAGGAGUAUGUUUGAUUUAUUAGUUUUUUAUACCGUUUGCUAUUUUAAUUAUCUUCUAUGUGUGCUUUCCAUACGUUGGAAAUAUUUAUUUAUAUAGUAAGGUAAGAUACAAUUUAUAACUUUGAUAAAUAUGCUGUCACUCGUACUAAAUAAUCGUGCUGUUGUAUGUAUUCAUAGAUUGUAUCCUUCUAAAUUACAAGUAUACAAGUAUACAAAACUAUCAAAAGUCUGCAUAUGUUAAUAUAGUUGAAACCAAAAAUGAAAAUGCAAUCAUAUUUGACACAAAUCAAAAAAAUAAUAUCAAACUGGUUGAAGCUUUAUAAAACCUUAUUAAAAUUGAAACUGUCAAGAUGUACUUUCAACUAUAUUAAUAUAGAAAAUAUUUGAACACAUUCACUUGCCUGAUUUUUAUUUCAUCGUUUCUUUAAUACGUGCUUUGUUUUAUGUAUGCAUGUUAACACAGAAAAAACAUUUGGUAAUUUAUAAAAUAAAUUUACUGAAAUUCAUUAAAAGUAAAAACUAACAAAAUGCAAGAUGAAGAUUAAAUUAAGUGUACUAGCUGUAACGCACAGUAAGCUAAACUGAUUUUUUUCGCUUUUUGAAAAUAUUUUCUCCGUUUUAUACUUUUUGGUGCUGAAAUUCGCGUGCAUAUUUUUAUAAAAGUAAUAAAAAAUUAAAAUAUUGAGUUUUAUAUUUAAUCAAUUCCUUUAAAAAAUAUUUUUGUAUUUUUAUUGUAACUGUGAAGGUGGAACUAAGGCAAGAAUGUUUUAAACUUGCCGAACAAUGUAUCCUACUUCCAUUGUAAGAUUAACGCAUAAUGAUUGUGAAUGUCAUCCUCUAUAUUUUAUAUAUGUAAUUUAUUAUAUGCUUACAUCAUCAUAUUCUCAUCAUAAUAGGAUUAAAAUUGCAAAAUUAGUAAAUAUGAAAAUUAUCGCGUACAUAAGGGCAAAAACAGUUUUAUAUACCUAUAACGAGACUACAAUUUUUAGAGGAGUCAUGUCAAUGAUAAAUAAUCACCAGUUAUCAAAAUAACGGUUUUUCAUUGUCGAAUUUUCGUUAGAAAACUGAAAUCGCCGACCAGUUAUCUUAAAGGAAAAAUAUAUAUAUUUUAUAUUUAUGAGAUUGUUUUUGUUGUAAAAUGUUGUACCAUAUAAAGCAACCUUGCCUAGUUAUAAAAAAGUUGCUUCAUGAAACCGAAAAAAAUUAUGAAGCUAAAAUGACCGGGAAAAUUAUUAUCUAUGUAACAGCUUAAAAAAUAGCUUCAUAGAAACUCAAUGGUAAAUAAAACCGGCUAUUUGAAAAUCUAUGGGGGUUUGAAGGGGAAUGAUGAGUGUUACUUCUUAUAAACCGGUCUGCUGAUUAUUUUUCUAUAUACUACUUACACGGCUUAUUUCAAUUUCAAAUAUUUUAGUAAGUUGCAAGUCUGAAUUUAAUACAAGAUGAUAAGUUUUAUCAUGUUUAAUAUGUAAAGUUCAUUCAUUGUCAAUUUUUUUUUAGUUUUGCUGUUGUUUAUUUCCAACUUAAUUUAUAUACAAGACAUCUUUUAUAACAUAUGAAUUAAAUAUUUACAUUAUGCGGGAUCUAUGUGCAGAUUAAAUUUUUUCAAAACAAGAUUUUGAAAAUCUAUGUUUCGAUACAUGAUAAUUAAACAUAAAUAAAAUAAAUAUGUACCGUA
Bactrocera oleae (olive fruit fly) is the source of this 3308-nucleotide messenger RNA. It is a transcript of the gene Ras85D, whose product is annotated as ras-like protein 1. Gene Ontology annotation, biological process: epidermal growth factor receptor signaling pathway; Ras protein signal transduction. Lineage: Eukaryota; Metazoa; Arthropoda; Insecta; Diptera; Tephritidae. Gene Ontology annotation, cellular component: plasma membrane. Gene Ontology annotation, molecular function: GTP binding; GDP binding; GTPase activity. The record is from RefSeq and is a predicted model, not a curated record.